Molecule: messenger RNA, 2259 nt
Organism: Colletotrichum gloeosporioides
Lineage: Eukaryota; Fungi; Ascomycota; Sordariomycetes; Glomerellales; Glomerellaceae
Product: AP-2 complex subunit beta
Exons: 3
Coding region: 1-2259 (752 amino acids)
Biological process (GO): intracellular protein transport; vesicle-mediated transport
Cellular component (GO): membrane coat
Molecular function (GO): clathrin binding
Source: RefSeq, a predicted model, not a curated record
AUGGCGGUCAAUCGCAUUCGUGGGGCCUUCGCUCCCCCGAGGAAGGGAGAGACUUUCGAGCUGCGAGCAGGUCUUGUCUCUCAGUAUGCCUACGAGCGCAAGGAGUCCAUUCAGAAGACCAUCAUGGCGAUGACGUUGGGCAAGGAUGUCUCAGCUUUGUUUCCUGACGUUCUGAAGAACAUUGCGACCGGAGAUCUGGACCAGAAGAAGCUCGUCUAUCUAUACCUCAUGAACUACGCAAAGUCGCACCCCGACCUCUGCAUUCUUGCCGUCAAUACCUUCGUUCAGGAUUCCGAAGACCCAAACCCACUUAUCCGUGCAUUAGCGAUCCGAACGAUGGGGUGUAUCAGAGUCGAUAAGAUGGUGGAUUACAUGGAGGAACCGCUGCGGAAAACGCUACGAGACGAGUCGCCCUACGUUCGCAAGACAGCCGCCAUUUGCGUGGCCAAGCUUUUCGACCUAAACCCGACCAUGUGUAUAGAAAACGGCUUCUUGGAAUCCCUGCAGGAGCUCAUCGGCGACCCGAACCCCAUGGUCGUCGCAAACUCGGUUCAGGCCCUCUCAGAAAUCACCGAAACCGCCCCAGAGACGAGAGCCCUCGUGGUGACCCCAGCAACGCUCAAGAAGCUCUUGAUGGCUCUGAAUGAGUGCACAGAAUGGGGACGCGUCACGAUCUUGACCACGCUGGCCGAUUACCCCGCCGUGGACGUUAAGGAGUCCGAGCACAUUUGCGAGCGAGUAGCACCCCAAUUCCAGCACGUCAACCCCAGUGUCGUUUUGGCUGCUGUCAAGGUCGUCUUUAUCCACAUGAAGGCGAUCAACCCCGAGCUGGUGCGGGCGUAUCUCAAGAAGAUGGCGCCUCCCUUGGUUACGCUUGUCGCCUCCGCUCCCGAAGUUCAGUACGUCGCUCUGCGCAACAUCGACCUCCUUCUCCAGGCCAAGCCCGACAUUCUUAGCAAGGAGCUGCGUGUUUUCUUUUGUAAAUAUAACGACCCCCCCUAUGUCAAGCUCCAGAAGCUUGAGAUCAUGGUCCGCAUAGCCAACGACAAGAACUUUGAUCAGCUUCUCGCAGAGUUGAAGGAGUAUGCGCUGGAAGUCGACAUGGACUUCGUCAAGCGCGCAGUCAAGGCGAUUGGACAGGUCGCUAUUAAGAUUGAGAGCGCCAGCCAGAAGUGCGUCAAUGCGCUGCUGGACCUUAUUGCCACGAAGGUCAACUAUGUUGUGCAGGAGGUCGUGGUUGUGAUUAAGGAUAUUCUGCGUAAAUAUCCCGGCUACGAAGGCGUCAUUCCUACGUUAUGCCAGUACAUCGAUGAACUCGACGAGCCUACCGCGAGAGGAUCGCUUAUUUGGAUCGUCGGUGAGUAUGCGGAGAAGAUUAACAAUGCGGAUGAGAUUCUUGAAAGCUUCGUAGACGGCUUCAUGGAGGAAUUCACACAGACCCAACUUCAAAUUCUCACAGCAGUUGUCAAGCUCUUCCUGAAGAAGCCUGGCAACACACAAGGCCUUGUACAGAAGGUACUGCAGUCGGCGACAACCGAUAACGACAACCCCGAUAUCCGCGACAGAGCUUAUGUCUACUGGCGUCUGUUGUCGGGUGACUUGGACGUCGCCAAGAACAUCAUUCUCUCACAAAAGCCGGCCAUCUCCACAACAAUGACCAGUCUCCCCCCUGCCCUCUUGGAGCAGCUGCUGGCUGAGCUUUCCACUCUUGCAUCUGUAUACCACAAGCCACCGGAAUCAUUCGUCGGUAAGGGUCGUUUCGGAGCGGACGAGAUCCAGCGCGCGGCCAUCCGCGAACAACGGCAGGAGGCAGCCGAGAACCCUAUCGCCGCGUCGGUGGCGGCAGCUGCCAACGGCAACCCCCCACCACAAAACAAUAUCGAAAACCUGCUCGACAUCGACUUCGACGGUGCUGCUCCUGCGUCUGCUGAGCAGAACAGCAAUGUCAACACUCCAGACAGAGUUGCCAGCCCCUCGGGUGGCGCGCCAUCAAGUGCUAUGGCUGAUAUGAUGGGUCUGUUUGACGCCCCGCCGCCGCAGCAGCAACAAGCAGCCGCGAACCCCAUGAGCCCUGGAGCAGCAGGAGGUAGCGGCAUGAACGACUUGAUGAAUGGAUUCUCCGGCCUUGACUUUGGCAACACGGGAUCAGGCCAGCCCCUGCCGGCGGCCAUGCAGUUGAACCAGACCCAGAACCCACCCACACAACCAAGUGAAGGCAACGGAAAGAAGACAAAUGAGGACUUGCUUGGGUUGUUUUAG